Molecule: messenger RNA, 981 nt
Organism: Suillus bovinus
Lineage: Eukaryota; Fungi; Basidiomycota; Agaricomycetes; Boletales; Suillaceae
Exons: 7
Coding region: 1-981 (326 amino acids)
Source: RefSeq, a predicted model, not a curated record
AUGUCGGAGCCAGAGCCUCCCGUGUUUGAUGAACUACCCUUGGGUCAAACUCUGAAUGUCACUGAGGUACUGGUGGAUUCCGGUGUUCCUUCCGUGAACAUGACUGGCUGCACGAUGAAUCUUGAUGACGAUGUCACGCAGCCUGAAGCGCAAGCAGACAGUACAGAUACUCUAAGCACCAUUCAAGACCAGUAUCCCCAGUGGAAAGCGGUCCUCGUUCACUUGCAGCUCAAGAUGAGAUCUGAUGUUGCCCUCGGGAUACCCAUUAAUCCAUUCUUACUCACACAAGCCAAUUACUCCGAGGAAAGGAAAGAGUUUGUCAGUGAGCUCUUCCAACGGAGCCUCACUGUGGUUGGGAUAGAUUACGCAUCUCUGGAUCACGUUAUAUCAUCCGAUGGGCAUACCCAUAUCAUAGAAGACGCUAUAUUGGGGAUGGUCGGUAAAUGGUUGUCUGCGCUUCUGUCCCUCAUGAAACGGGCAGCUACCAUCACAAUCGCAGAUGGCGGACUGAUGAACAAUUUUACCCUUCAAAACACAUGCCCCUUCGCUCUGCAGAGUGACAUGUGUUCCAUGUGUGUACAACUGAUGAACAUGUUUAUGUCUCCCUACUCGACCUGUUUCCUGAUUGCUACUAAUGAUCUUGGGCAGUUCCUUCGCAUGGGCAUUGCAAAAUCACUCGUUCACUAUCUGGUAUACCGGCCCACUAAAUCAGCCAAUGCACGCCUCACAUCUACCCCCGGCGACAUUAGUCAUUACAGCACUCUCCUCUCCUAUCUGAUAGAUACGGUCAAGACAGGGGGAGUCAGCACUAACCUAUCACAAUUUCCUUCUGUUAGCAAGGUAUAUGACAAACUUCUCAGGACAGCAAUGGACCUGUUCACACAGCAAGGUGACCCAGAACUCCCGAUUCUCCACAUUUACCUUGCAGGGUUUUGCAACUUGAAGAAAACUGACAUCAUCAAGAUUGCCCGCCGUAAAUAA